AUACUACCAUAAACCGGAGGGCACUCAAUAAUAACCUUCCGGAGUAAUUAAAAAAAAGGAAAACCCAUACUUGUCGGAGUAGAAAUCCACAAAUCUGUUUGAUUUUGUGGCAAUCAGUUCGAGACUUGACGACUCCGCCAUGAACACGGAAUCAGUAGUGGAGUUCCUUGGAAACGUUCCCUUACUUCAGAAGCUGCCUAGUUCUUCUCUUAAGAAAAUCGCCCAAGUUGUUGUCUUGAAACGCUACGGGAAAGGGGAGUAUGUGAUUCGUGAAGAGCAAGCUUGGGAUGGUUGCUUUUUCAUUUUCUCUGGAGAGGCUCAGGUUUCCGGUCCCGACGAUGAAGAAAAUCGUUCCGAGUUUCUCUUGAAACAAUAUGAUUACUUCGGCCAUGGUAUUUCUGCCCAUGUUCAUUCUGCUGACAUUAUUGCUACCUCCGAGCUCACAUGUUUGGUGUUGCCGCGUGAUCAUUGCUGUUUGCUUCAGACCAACUCAAUCUGGCAGUCCGAUCAAGAAGUUGACAAAUGCUCUUUAGUUGAACGCAUUUUACAACUUGACCCUUUAGAACUGAACAUCUUCAGGGGUAUCACUCUACCUGAUGCUCCCAAAUUUGGCAAAGUUUUCGGUGGUCAAUUUAUGGGACAGGCACUUGCUGCGGCAUCAAAAACUGUUGAUUUCCGGAAGAUUGUCCACAGUUUUCAUUCUUAUUUUCUUCUCGUUGGAGAUAUCGACAUCCCCAUUAUAUAUCAAGUUCACCGUAUACGUGAUGGGAACAACUUUGCCACCCGAAGAGUAGAUGCAAUACAGAAAGGGAAUAUCAUUUUCAUAUUGAUGGCUUCCUUUCAGAAAGAGCAACAGGGAUUUGAUCACCAGGAGUCAACCAUACCCACUGCACCGGAUCCUGAUACGCUUCUAUCACUAGAGGAGCUGCGUGAACGUCGUAUAACUGACCCUCAUCUUCCUAGGAGUUACCGGAACAAAGUUGCAACUGCAAAUUUUAUUCCAUGGCCUAUAGAGAUUCGGUUUUGUGAGCCCAGUAAUUCUACAAACCAGACAAAGUCUCCACCAAGAUUGAGGUAUUGGUUUAGAGCAAAGGGAAAGCUUUCUGAUGACCAAGCUUUGCAUCGAUGUGUUGUGGCAUUUGCUUCGGAUUUGAUAUUUGCAAGCAUCAGUUUGAACCCUCACCGAAGAAAGGGCCUGAGAUCUGCUGCACUUAGCCUGGACCAUGCGAUGUGGUUUCACCGAUCUCUUAGAGCUGAUGACUGGUUGCUUUUUGUGAUUGUUAGUCCAACUGCACACGUGACCAGGGGUUUUGUCACUGGUGAAAUGUUCAACAGAAAAGGAGAGCUGGUUGUAUCGUUAACGCAAGAGGCCUUGUUAAGAGAGGCAAGACCUCCUAAUCCCUCCGUGACGUCGAAGCUCUGAUUUGGCUCACUGUUAGUUUUUAAGAUGUGGCGAAUAAAGAAAGAAAAUUACUGGAGACAUAAGAAACCCAUUUGGUAAUAAUAAGAUUGAUGUUACUUGUGUAUUGUUAUCAGACAAAACCUAUUUCUUUGGGUAAUGACUAGUAAUGAUCCGGUCUUUAUGUCUUAUGAUGACGAAAUGUAUUCAUAUUAUACUAUAAAUUUACUAUUGCAUACAAGAAAAUGACCUUUUGGUCGUUUCGCA
Raphanus sativus (radish) is the source of this 1666-nucleotide messenger RNA. Its product is annotated as acyl-CoA hydrolase 2-like. Gene Ontology annotation, biological process: fatty acid catabolic process; acyl-CoA metabolic process. The record is from RefSeq and is a predicted model, not a curated record. Bases 140 to 1423 code for a protein of 427 amino acids. The transcript has 17 exons. NCBI's taxonomy places the organism in Eukaryota, Viridiplantae, Streptophyta, Magnoliopsida, Brassicales, Brassicaceae. Gene Ontology annotation, molecular function: fatty acyl-CoA hydrolase activity.